UGUAAAUAUUAGCCACACUAAUCCUUUAAUUUGUCAUUUAUUCCUGUAAUUUGUUUCCUGCCGUGCAGGGAAACAAGUUGUGGGGCGGUAGAUUUGUAGGGAGCACUGAUCCCAUCAUGGAGAAGUUCAACGCAUCAAUCUCAUAUGAUCAACGCAUGUGGGAUGCAGACAUCAGGGGCAGUAAAGCCUACGUAAAGGCAUUGCACAAAGCCAAGCUGGUCACUCAGGAGGAAUUGGUGCAUAUUCAGGGCGGCCUUGAUCAGGUUUUGGGUGAAUGGUCCAGUGGUACAUUCCAGAUCAAGCCAGGAGAUGAGGAUAUUCACACAGCCAAUGAGCGUAGACUAAAGGAACUGAUCGGAGAGGCAGCUGGAAAGCUUCAUACUGGCAGGAGCAGGAAUGAUCAAGUUGUGACAGAUAUGAGGCUGUGGUUGCGGGAUGCUAUCACCACUCUGAAGGGAAACACCAUCCAACUUAUAACUACCAUGGUGGAAAGGGCAGCCAUAGAAAUCAACAUCCUUUUUCCUGGAUACACUCACAUGCAGAGAGCGCAGCCAAUCAGAUGGAGCCACUGGAUUCUCAGUCACGCAGUGGCACUGAGCAGAGACGUGGAGCAGCUGGAGGAAAUCAGGAAGCGGGUCAACGUUCUGCCUUUAGGAAGUGGAGCCAUUGCUGGGAACCCCUUCAACAUUGAUAGGGAACUUCUUCGGAAAGAACUCAACUUUGACGGGAUCAGCAUCAACAGUAUGGAUGCAACCGGACAGAGAGAUUUCGUCGCUGAGUUCCUCUUCUGGGGAUCAAUGUGUCUCAUGCACCUCAGUAAGAUGGCAGAGGAUCUGAUCCUGUACAGCACCAAAGAAUUCUCCUUUAUCAAGUCAUCCGAUUUAUACAGCACAGGAAGCAGUCUGAUGCCGCAGAAGAAGAAUGCUGACAGUCUGGAGCUCAUCCGCAGCAAAGCAGGACGAGUGUUCGGCAGAUGUGCAGGUUUUAUGAUGGUACUCAAAGGCCUCCCCAGCACAUACAACAAAGAUCUACAGGAGGAUAAAGAGGCCAUGUUUGACACCUAUGAUUCAUUGCAUGCUGUACUGCAGGUGGCUACAGGUGUCAUGUCUACACUGGAGGUCAAUCAGAAAGCUAUGGAGGCAGCACUCAGUCCGGACAUGCUGGCCACUGAUCUGGCCUAUUACCUUGUCAGGAAAGGAAUGCCUUUUAGGGAAGCUCAUAGCUGCUCCGGAAAAGCUGUCUAUCAAGCUGAGUCUAAAGGUGUCCCACUAAACAAGCUUACUGUGGAAGACCUCCAUACUGCCAGUCCUCUGUUUGACAGUGACGUGUCCUCAGUGUGGGACUACACAAGCAGUGUGGAGCAGUACAGCGCCCCGGGUGGCACAGCACGGAGUAGUGUCACGGCACAGAUAGAACACAUGAGAGCCUGGCUGAAGGUGCACAGUGUAUAACUGUAAUGGUAACCCUCACAAAGUUAGAACCACAAACAUUAGCACAUUUUCUAAACCAUGUUGUUUUCAAGCUUUAUCACAUCCAACAGAUUCAUUGUCAAAAUACUUUCUGUUUAAAAUUUACUGUAGGGAAACAUACAGUACAACAUACCUGGGAGAGUGACUGCUAUUAUUAUUAUUAUUAUUAUUAUUAUUAUUAUUAUUAUUAUCAGCAAUAAUAGAUGAACAAGG
Ictalurus furcatus (blue catfish) is the source of this 1682-nucleotide messenger RNA. RefSeq names its product argininosuccinate lyase-like. Lineage: Eukaryota; Metazoa; Chordata; Actinopteri; Siluriformes; Ictaluridae. Gene Ontology annotation, cellular component: cytosol. Gene Ontology annotation, molecular function: argininosuccinate lyase activity. The record is from RefSeq and is a predicted model, not a curated record. The transcript is spliced from 15 exons. The coding region runs from base 117 to 1451 and encodes 444 amino acids.